Messenger RNA from Zea mays, 2684 nucleotides. RefSeq lists its product as uncharacterized. The transcript has 9 exons. The coding region runs from base 783 to 1433 and encodes 216 amino acids. NCBI's taxonomy places the organism in Eukaryota, Viridiplantae, Streptophyta, Magnoliopsida, Poales, Poaceae. The record is from RefSeq and is a predicted model, not a curated record.
UGUGGUAACUGGUAAUGGCACGGGGGAGGAAACAACACAUUACUAAUUGUCAUGAUGAAUACUUGUAUGAGGACCAUAUUGGAGAAAAAAGUUCUCACAAAAUAUUUGCAUCAUCUAAACAAAACAUAAGUACCGGUGAAGACCAAUUAGACAGUGGAAGCGAUAAUGAGUCCCAAGGCUUAACAAUGUCAAAUAACAUAAAUGGAGAGGACCAAUUUGAUGGUGCUGAUGAAAUUGAGACUAAUGCCAGAGAUGAGGUUGAAGAGGUAAAAAGGCGUGGGAGGACAAAACUUAUUAAUGUUUGGAACAUUCCAAGAGGCCAUAGGAUUGUAGUUAAUUGUAAUGAGCUGAACCAGCCUAUUGGAGAGGAGGCAGGAGUGCUUGCAAAAUUCCUUGGCAUGGUUGCUAGGAAUGGCUCCUUGUGUAGCUUAAGCUUCAAGGAUUGGAGACUACUGAUAGGAAAGAAAGACAUGAACAAUAAACAAAUCAAUAAGGAGGUCAUUCUUAAUCAAGUAAAGGUAAACUUUCACAUUUCUUUUCCGAUUGCUAUUCAUUAAUAGAAUACUUUCACAGAUAUUUUCCAAUGGUUAUGCAGAAGAGAUUUCUUUACCCUGCACGCAUGGAAACAUGGGUACUACGAACAAUUGGAGAGAGAUGGAGGCAACACAAGACCAAUUUGAAAUCCAUUUUUUUUUGACCCACAUAAGAACCAAGAUGCUAAUAAUAGUAAUGCUCCUGAUGGUGUACUAGCUGAUCAGUGGGUUGCCCUUGUCAAUAAUUGGAUGACCCCUAAAACACAGGAUUUAAGUGAGACCAAUAGGAUAAAUUGUACAAGAAGAAAGGCAAUGCAUACAUCUGGAACAAAAAGCUUCGCUAGAAAUAGAGAAGAUUUGAGGGAAAAUGAUCCUGAAAAGAAAUACCCUCACAGGGCUAUUUUGUAUAUCCAUACCCACAAGUCUAACAUCAGCAAGAACAGGAAUGCACAUGUGGGUGAAUUGAAGGCACUUUUAGCACAACAACCUGAUUUAGCAGACACUAGUAAUGGAAAGGUUGCAUGGGAAGGAUAUGCACUAAACAAAAUAUUAGGCGCGGAAAAGCCUGGUCAUGUGCAUGGUUUGGGCCUUGUUCCAAAUCCAAAACAGGUGUUUGACACCUCGACAUCAAGGAGUAUGAAGAAUCUAAAUGUAACCACUUUGGAUGAAACAUCAAGUGAAGAUGUAGUAGCUCUAAGACUUGAAUUGGAAAAACUUCAAAAUCGUGUACAAAAGCAAGAUGAUACUAUACUAGAUUUGCAGCAUGCCUUGGAACAACAGAAAGUGCAGCAUGGAUGUGUAGAUGCUCCUUUAUCGGCACCAAAAGAUGUUCACAAUACUAUGAAACGGAAAGGGGAUGAAAAUGAAGAUGAUGAGUAUGAGGAACUGCAGGCACAAUAAAAAUGUUCUAAAAUUCAGGAUAAGACAAAUGCCUCAGAAGCCCAAUAUGGAAAAUUACACCAAAGCAAAAAAGGUUCUAUGUUGCAAAAGCUCAACUUUAUCCCCUCUUUUGAUGCAUAGAUAAAUCCUAUCUUAUCAAGGCGUACUAUACUUCAAUAAUCUCCAUUCAGCCAACAAUUCAUUCUUUUAACCUAAGUUAGAUUUCUUUGUCUUUGUUCAGUGGCGGGUAACCAUGUGUUUGAUGGUAACCAUUGGAUGUUUGUCUUGGGUAAAAUUGGAUUUAGAUGAAGCUUUCUCUAGUAUUUCUAUUAUAAACUACAAUUUAAUCUUAUAUUCAUUAUUUUGUUAAGUAUUAGUAGUAAGUGAUCAAUUCAUCUGGGAAUUUUGGUGCUUGCCCACUUAAUAUAAUGUGCAGAUCAUGAGGUAGACAGGGUUACUGAAUGAUUGUAAAAUGCAUAGAUGUAGUUGUUUUCCUCACUUUUUUUUGUAAAGGAUUAAUUCUCUAAUCCCUGCUAUGAAUACUAUCUUAAUUACCCAUAAACACAUGUUUAUUGUUGUUAUCUUAACAUAUCACAUCCAUUUUUAACCUACAUUUCGAUGAGCUAUGUUGCUACUGUAUCUUUCCUUUCCCCUUUGGUUUGACAUGGUAAGCAUUAUUCCCUUUUCAGUUUCACCAUGUAACAUGAAGCAAUUUGUAUUUAGUGGCUUCUAGUGAUCAGACCACAUGUGGUAGCAACAUGCUGUUCCUAUUGCUUUCAGAGAUAAUAUGCUCAACCUUUGCAACACUGAGUUGCAUAGAACUACCCUUGUUGAGCUCUCCAAGGUCCCUCCUGUGUCUUUCCUUUUCUGCAGAUUAUAAAUCUCAGCAAUGAAAGAUUUAGCCCGAUUUUAGCUCUAGAGAGAAUUUUUGCCUGAAUUCUUAUUAGUGAAACCCUACAUCUUGUAGUAUGAUAUGUUUUUCUGAGAUUAGGAUGGUUCGGUUUUAAUGCUAGUUGCAGGGGCUAUCAUAUAACUAGUUAAUUAAACAACCUUUCUUCCUGAUCAAAUCUGGGUGUGCAACGACUGCACUAUUUGAAAUCUUGCAGAUUUUAACAUGAGGGUGCAUGGUUAUGUUGUGCGAUUAGAUCCAUCUAUGAAUUGUUUGUGCUUCUACAUUUAGGAACAAUGGGCAAUUAGGAUUUUUUAUGUAUGUUUUGAAUGAUUCUUAAUUGUUGCAGUAACAGUGACAAGAUAGGUUGUUUAAUUAUGUCC